This is a messenger RNA of Schizosaccharomyces japonicus yFS275, 4901 nucleotides long. Its product is annotated as ATP-dependent DNA helicase. The record is from RefSeq and is a predicted model, not a curated record. Gene Ontology annotation, biological process: reciprocal meiotic recombination; interstrand cross-link repair; double-strand break repair via synthesis-dependent strand annealing. Gene Ontology annotation, molecular function: 3'-5' DNA helicase activity; four-way junction helicase activity; hydrolase activity. The transcript has 2 exons. NCBI's taxonomy places the organism in Eukaryota, Fungi, Ascomycota, Schizosaccharomycetes, Schizosaccharomycetales, Schizosaccharomycetaceae. Bases 291 to 2675 code for a protein of 794 amino acids. Gene Ontology annotation, cellular component: nucleus; site of double-strand break.
CUCCACGAACUUAACCAGAGCCUUACAGCUCCUCGCCGCAAUUGCUGUCGAAUUCUGCUAAAAUUCAAUUGGAACCCUUUUGGAAUGUGACUCCUUCUUCAACAGGUGGAAUAUAAUUACUUACACCGAUUUUAUAGUUGAAAAAGCGGAAGUUUUGCUACUGCGUUCGAAACUAAUUAAAAUCUGAUUCUGAAAUAAGAACCUAUGUACGAUUUAAAUUCUAAGAAGGGAAUAUCACCGAAUUUGUAAUUAAGGCUUGUGACGGUUUGUUAUUGUUCUCUUGUCGAAAAAUGGCAAUUGACCCUUAUUUGAGUGAUGACGAUUGGGACGACAUUGAUGAGGAAGCUGUCCAACAAAUAGAAGACACCUAUCAGAAUACACAAAACAUAUUAAAAAAUGGAGAAUCUAUUGAUGAAUUUAUGAAUCGGAAUGUCACAGAGGAUAAUAUCACUUUACAGCACCAAUUGGACACAGAGGCAGCAAAGACCUGGAUUUAUCCAAUCAAUAUUGAACUCCGUGAUUAUCAGUUCAACAUUGUUAAAAAAGCUCUGACUCAAAAUGUACUAGUCGCACUGCCGACAGGUUUGGGAAAGACAUUCAUUGCAGCGGUGCUGAUGAUGAACUAUCUUCGUUGGUUUCCCCAAAGUUAUGUCGUUUUUCUGGCGCCAACGAAACCUCUUGUAACCCAGCAAAUGGAAGCAUGCUAUAAGAUAGCUGGAAUCCCAAAAUCGUGUACUGCUGAAUUGAGUGGUCAAGUUCCUGUUGCUACUCGAGCAGAAUUAUACAAGGAGAAAAAGGUGUUCUUUUUAACCCCACAGACGUUGCAAAAUGAUCUGAAACGUGGUAUAUGUGACAGAAUGAAAAUAUCAUGUCUUGUUGUUGAUGAGGCUCAUCGCAGCUUGGGUAACUAUUCUUAUGUCGAGGUUGUUCGAUUAAUUUAUAUGGGCAAUAGGAACUUUCGCGUGCUAGCAUUGACUGCGACACCGGGAUCAAAGAUUGACACAGUACAGAGUAUUGUGGACUCUCUUCACAUCUCAUGUAUCGAAAUUCGCAAUGAAAACAGUAUUGAUAUUGCCCAAUAUGUCUACAAAAAGAAUGUCGAUUGCUAUCCCGUUGAUUUAAACCCCCUACUCUGCGACAUUCGUGAUCGAUACUGCGAGUUAUUGGAGCCUUUCUUUACCAAACUCACAAAAGGUAAUCUUUAUUGGGUUAGAGAUAUUAAAGACAUUACCGCUUUUACUUUAUUGCAAGCGAAACAAAAAUUUCUUGCUACCGCAGGACAAAGCUACACGAAUAACCAGAGGUGGGAUGUUCUUAACACUUUUGAUGCUUUAGUAACCUUCGCUUAUCCAUUAGGUCUAUUAUUGUACCAUGGUAUCACACCUUUCUACUCCAAGUUGAAGGAAAUACAAGAGGAAUGCUCGAAAGGAAGAGCCGGGUAUAAGAAGCGAGUUCUCCAUGAUCAAAAAUUCAUUGAUUUAAUGAGUGAAAUGAGUUGCUACAUUUCACAGCCUGAUUUCUUAGGGCAUCCAAAACUGGAGCAUUUGCAAGAAAUUGUGUUGAAUCAUUUUGGAGAAAAUAAAGAUACUCGUAUCAUGGUGUUUGCCGAAAUUCGAUCUAGCGCAGAAGAAAUUCAUCGUCUGCUUUCAAGAAAUUCACCGACUGUUCGCUCUGCCAUUUUCGUGGGUCAAUCUGCAAAGAAGGCUGGAGGUAUGUCUCAAAAGUUACAAAAUGAGACUGUACAGAAGUUUCACGAAGGUGAAAUCAACACUCUAAUUGCAACAUCCAUUGGCGAAGAGGGUUUGGAUAUCGGCGAAGUCGAUCUAAUUAUUUGUUACGAUGCAUCUUCUUCACCUAUUCGUAUGCUUCAACGAAUGGGUCGUACAGGCAGAAAGCGUGAAGGAAAUGUGUCUAUGUUACUUACGAGGGGAAAAGAAGAAAACAAGUGGGCACGAGCCAAAGAUGCCUAUCGCGUUAUUCAAGAAAACGUGUCUAGUGGCAAUGGUAUCGUUCUUUCUGACAAAUCUUACCGAAUUCUUCCUAAACAAUAUAACCCUGAAUGUGUUAAGAAGGUGAUUGAGAUUCCUAAAGAGAACAUAGAAUCAAAAUCAGUAGAGAACAAAGUGGCUACAAGGCGCAACGGAAAGAAAACAAAGAAGAAGUUUUUUAUGCCAGAAAAUGCGCUUUUGGGUUUUAUUAAAGUAUCAUCUUUGGGGAAACGAAGCCAACCCGUUGAGGAAGAGGAGUUUUUGCUUGACGAAAAAGACGAUUGGACAGAACGGCAUCCAGACUUGUUCAAAAAAUAUCAACAGACUAGAAAGGAUCGGCAGAUGUAUUUGGAGACAGGGCCUGAUGUAUGGCUUAUUGGAGGGCGCACGGGGCGCAUUUCACAUUCAUCCAGCUACAAAGGAUUAAAGCAAACUAUACGCUCCAUACGAGGCAUCCGACCUAAUAUCAUAUGUAGUUGGAAUCGUUUACUGGACGACAUAAAACGUGAGGAGCGUGAAAGGAAGCACGGCAAGCUACCGGAAAUAAACCGCGGAACCGUAAAAGAGCUUUUAGGGAACGGCGCCUCAACAAUUGGUCAUCGCAGUAUUCAAAAACCGCAGUUAUUGCAGAAAGCUGCUUGGGAUAGCGACGAAGAACAGAAUGAUCUCCCAGACAUCAAGUUCUAGUAAGUAUUGCGUUUUGCUUUUCCUUUUGGGUUUAUUCACGCAAAACUAAAGCCAAGUCUGGAGGCGGAAUGAUGUUUCAAGCAAAUAGUCGUAACAUUCCAUUUGAGUUUUCGCUUUUUCCCAUGUUACUCCCCAUCCAAUGAUUCCACGUCCUCGUAUAAGCACUGCAUUGACGGAAGAGUUCAAUUGCGUUACUUGUUGAAUUGAUUUCAAGAUGUUGGCAACAUCACCAUUUUCAAUAACUGUCUCGUCAAUACUUGGCAAACUAAAUAUCUUGGGCAUACCUGGAACUCUUAACGUGUCAAAGCAGGACAAAUAACCAUCUUUGGGGGUACCUUUAGGAAUACCUUUAAUCAUUUCCUUGUCCGAGAUGACAAAUUCCUCAUCAGUAUUUGUGGAAAUAGCUACGGCAGCCUGUGAGGUUGAGUAAAUUAUGGCUACAGCCUCUUUCUCACUGAAACUGGUCAGUUCAUGGAGUUGUCGCAAUAUUUUACCGGAUAAGAUAUGCAAAAAUAGGUGCAAGUUCUACUUGUGUCGACUCGGGUUCUCUGAUUCCCGUUAGAAAUAAAGCAAAAAUAUGUCUGCAUACGAAAGACUUAUUAAAGCCAAAUCAUCGUUCGUGAGAAACUCUCGUUGAACUCGAUCUUUAGGGCAUAAAAAUUGAUCUCUACAGACGUAAGUGUCAGGGACAAGUGAAUGACAAUUUUAAAAUAAUAUAAUUCGGUUAUACCCAGACUUAAGACAAUAGGAUCCGCUAAGCAGUUAUGUUAGCACAUACUGGACUAUUCAUACUAAUUAGGAGUUCUAUUUGACAAACCUUCCAAAGCGCAUCCAACCUAACUCGUAAAAGUGUUUACAUAGUUGGAUGACCAAUUCUACGACACUGGAUAAGUCUUGCUGCAUUCUAUUUAUGAUAGGAAAAACUAAAGGCUAUGUAUGGAAGAAAAUGUUGUUUCAGAUUGAGGAUAAUUCAAGUGGUGAUUCGAUGAGAGACAACUCGCUAAAUAAAUAACUUAAUCAAGGUUAACAGGAAGCGAUCGAACAGAUGUGCCAAGUGAGAUAAACAGAAUAGUAGAAGAGUAAUCUCAGAUACAAACAACAUUAAAAACUGAUGAGAAUGUCUGCGCUCCAAGCAAACAUCUAAUUUAGGCGGACAAUAAUUAGUAUCUGUCAGUACAUUUUCGAGCAACAAUUAAUUCUUAAUGAACGUUUAAACUCAUAGUUGUUGCCAUGAACGUACGGCAAGUGAUACACGAAAUUAAACUCACAUAUAGGAUAACUAAAUGUAUAAAGUAGUAGUUUACUUGAUUAUUUAACAAAAUGGGAAUUUAAGAUUCACGAACGCGCCUCGGUUUGCCGGGUUCAGUCCAUACGAAGUGUUUCUGAGAUAUCCACAAUGAACCUUAUUACAAAGGAUGUUAAUCUCAUUUCGAGUGAUCACCCGCAAAGGUAAACUUCAAAACAUUUCUAGAGAAAAAAGUUUCCUCUCAUUCACUAAAACGUUAUUCCCAUUCCACAACGUUUUUAAAUGGACGAAACUCAUGGUCGAUUCGCUCAAACCGCUUUCACCUGAUGAUAAGCUCUACUUUAUACGUGCAGCCGUGUUGUUUAUGAACCAUAUUAACCUCAAGAAACCAAAAAACUUUUUAAGUGGUCUGCCAUAAAAGACCCAGAGCGCAAACCACGUAAUAUGCAAAGAAUUAGAAGUCUAGCACUUACUUCUUAACAAUGCAAACAACGUCCUCGUCCAUUAGAACAUGGUUCAAACCAACACGCAUACCGGGGUAUGGGACGCUUCUUCCCCAAACAUAGGCAUGCUUGAAUUGGGACUUAAUACUCGAGUGAAUGUUGUUACAGAAAUCCUCCACCGAACAAUGGCCCGAACGAAGAAUGACAGGCUCCGAGUAGUCUGGUUCAAGACCCUUAGGCCGAGUAUAAACUCGAGUCAAGUUCAGGUAUUCCCACCUGCGUGAGUUAGCAAUCAGUAAAAAACGGGCUAGUUUAUCCUGCAAAGCGUACGAACAAGGUCAGCGGUAUAACUUACAUCUUUUCUUUCAAUUCAUCAAUAUUCCAACCCUUGCUUCCGCAAAUGGGUACGGCGUUGGGAAUACGGUUAAUCAGCUCCAAUUCCUCUAAUGUAAUGGCAUCAAUUUUGUUAAGCACAUAAAGAGCGGGGAUAUAAACGCGGUUGCCCUCGAGAAUGUCAAUCAAAUCGUCAAUUGUAGC